GUCCCUGCAUGGAGAGCCCCCCGGUGCCGCCCGCCCUGGACGUGGACAGGGCCGUGGCCACGGCCUUCGUGGUGCUCCUGGGGCUCUUCCUCCUCGCCAUGACCGUGCGCUGUGCCCGGCUCGUGGUGGAUCCCUACAGCGCCAUCCCCACCUCCACCUGGGAGGAGGAGCCCAUCAACUGA
Molecule: messenger RNA, 182 nt
Organism: Empidonax traillii (willow flycatcher)
Lineage: Eukaryota; Metazoa; Chordata; Aves; Passeriformes; Tyrannidae
Product: cortexin domain-containing 1-like
Exons: 1
Coding region: 9-182 (57 amino acids)
Source: RefSeq, a predicted model, not a curated record